AUGACGGGCUAUUUAAAUAAAGCACUGCACUCGUUCACCCAAAGCUUCUCAUCCAGCAACUUCAAAUCUCCUACAUUUCUCUUCAAUUCUCAUAUCAUUACCCUUCCAUUCAUUCACAAGUAUUCAAAAAACAUAAUGAAGACCACCAACUACGUCGCCCUUGCGCUCAGCUGCCUUUUUGCAAGCUCCAUCUCCGCUCCUACACCUGGCGGCGAUGGCCUGAAGGAAGUCACUGGCAUCUUGGGCUCGAUCACCGACCCUUCUGCGGGUGACGGAAACAAAAUUAUCGGCAACGGACAGGACAAUGGUAACAGCAAUGGCAACGGGAACGCGGCCGGUAAUGGCAACGGUGAUGGCAAUAGCGCGGGCAACGGAAACCAGGGUGGAAACGGGAACGCCAUCAACUUUGAGCGCCGUGGUAAUUCGGAAGAGGGUCUUACUGCAGUCUUGGGCUCCAUCACAAACCCGUCGGCAGGUGACGGCAACACUAUAGAUGGCAACGGUGCUGGUAACGGUAUGUCUCAAAUGUGCCUAGUGUUGAAUGUUUACUUGCGAGCUUGCAAUACAAAUCGCGAUGUAUCUCAAGAAACCUCUGACAAAUCAACAGGAAACGGCAACGGCAACGGAAACUCAGCUGGCAACGGGAAUGGAAAUGGAAAUUCGGCUGGCAAUGGGAACCAAGCCGGCAAUGCCAAUUCGAUCAACGUAGGUGACGUAACUCUACCAAGCGUCACGCUCCCCGACGUCGACCUGAGUCCUUCGAUCAAGUCAGUCGUUUGGCGCCAUAAGGACAGGACGGUUUGCUAA
Didymosphaeria variabile is the source of this 807-nucleotide messenger RNA. RefSeq lists its product as uncharacterized. Bases 1 to 807 code for a protein of 268 amino acids. The record is from RefSeq and is a predicted model, not a curated record. NCBI's taxonomy places the organism in Eukaryota, Fungi, Ascomycota, Dothideomycetes, Pleosporales, Didymosphaeriaceae. The transcript is spliced from 2 exons.